Messenger RNA from Cadophora gregata, 387 nucleotides. It is a transcript of the gene BUD20, whose product is annotated as Bud site selection protein 20. Bases 1 to 387 code for a protein of 128 amino acids. The record is from RefSeq and is a predicted model, not a curated record. NCBI's taxonomy places the organism in Eukaryota, Fungi, Ascomycota, Leotiomycetes, Helotiales, Ploettnerulaceae. The transcript has 3 exons. Gene Ontology annotation, molecular function: zinc ion binding; nucleic acid binding.
AUGGGGAUCCCUCAGAAGUCGACUAAGACAAAAACCAGGAGACGCCUGAGAGACCUGGAUCAAAUCCACCUUGAUAUUGCCGAUCAAAAGCACCUGCUGCAACACAAGAAUAGCAAGGCACCAGAAGACCUACCGGGUCUCGGCCAGUUCUAUUGUAUUGAAUGCGCAAAAUGGUUCGAAAGCGAGCAUAGUAUGGUCACACAUCGCAAAGGUAGCACGCACAAGAGACAGGUCAAAGCUUUGAAGGCGGAACCAUAUACACAGAAGGAAGCCGAAGCAGCUAUUGGACUCCGAACGGAUAAUGGCCCUCGGCUUGCAGCCAAAGAAGAUACCAAAGAUAUUGAGGUAGAUAUGGAGAAUUCCGGAUUCCUGGACGACACCACGUGA